CUAUUUCACCUUGCAUUCUGAAUGGUGUCCUUAAGUACAGCACAGAAAAACGAAGAGUAAAAGCAACUGAUUUGAGUUGACAACAACACACGUGCGUCUUGUUUGACUGCUUGUUUGAGCAAGCAAAGCGAACGUAGCUACAACUCAACAAUUCAGAGAGACUACGGCAGAUGUAUGAAGCCUACAGAAUGGAAUUGCGAUGAAGUGCACGAGCUAAAACAAGUUAAAAUGUGAUCGCGGCAUGAGUGGUUGUAGCGCAUGCAUGCCGCCAAAGCUGUUUUUGUUGUUGUUUGUUAUUGUUUUGGAAAGCAGACGACACGACAGGAACCAACCCGCGGGCGGGCAAAGUCUCUCGACACAGAGCAAAAUUCCCUUUGUGGCUUUAUUUAUUUUUUUGUGUGAUUGUGAUUGCUUCCAAGUGAAUCGGGCACAGCCAAAUAGUGAACAUGAAGAUAAACAGGACUAACGUGUGGUCAUCAGCCGCGCUUGUGCUGCUUCAGCUUUCAGCAAGCUUCGGUCUGUUAAAGGAAUUCACUGUGAACGUGGAAGCUGGAGUCUCGGAAUGCUUUUACGAGACCGUGAAAGCCGGCCAGGUUAUGGACGUCGAGUACCAAGUGAUCGACGGUGACCGCGGCGAAUUGGACAUUAAUUUCCACUGGAGCGCUCCUUCAGGGAGACAGAUUGUGUCUGACUUCAAAAAGGCUGAAAACAGUCACAGGCACGAAGCUACAGAGGAUGGAGACUACAAGAUGUGCUGGGACAAUUCCAUUUCUCGCUUCAACUCAAAGACUGUAUUUUUCGAAUUUUUGCUCGACCAGGAUCAAGACGAUUGGUUUAAAAAUGGUUUAGAGGGCAAUCUAGACGUAGAUUCUGUUGUUGAGAAGUAUGAAAUGACUGUUGAUGAGCUGAAACAAUCCAUCACUCGUGUCCAUACACUUCUGUCAUCUGUUCGGCAAAUGCAGGAUGUUAUGAGAGCCUAUGAAGCACGAGAUCGUAACUUUAUUGAAGGCAAUUUUGAACUUGUUAACCGUUGGUCCAUCAUUCAAGUUUUUAUUAUGGUGUUGGUUGGUGGUCUGCAGGUGUAUAUGGUGCGCAGUCUUUUUGAUGACAAAAAUAGAGUUCAUCAAAUAUGGAAGUCCGCAUUACUUUCCAGAUAAUAGAGAGGCAUGUAAUUAUUUUUUUCACAUCAUUUAGAAUGCCAGAGUCUUGCACAUGUGGGUCCCUCUAGUCAAGUGACAUUUACAGUUGUCAGUUCAGUGAUUAAUUUAGUAAGGAUUUAAUUUGUAAAUUAACAAUUGCAGCUUCAGUCAUGCAUAUUGAUUCCCACCGUUUCCUGUAUAAACUAGUCAGCUGUUAGUUCCAACUUCUGAAUCUCCAUGUUAAAUUGGGUGAAGGAAAAAUGACAAUUCUUGAAAUUUGUGUUUGUGGCUAGUUUUUAAGAUACUGAGACUGAUAUUAUACGAAAUGUGCUUGCUUUGUACCAAAUGUGUCUAGUUAAAUAGGUUGUAAAAUUGUAUUUAGCAAUAUUGAUCCUCUGAAAUUUGCAUCAAGUUCAGGAGAGGUUCUGCUAUUCAUUCGCUGCUUUCAAGAGUGCCUUCUUUUAUAAAUUGAGAGUUAUUGGGUUUUGAAUACUUUCUCUUCCAAAUGUUGGUGUUAAAAAUAAAUUCAUCAAAUACUUUA
Molecule: messenger RNA, 1680 nt
Organism: Thrips palmi
Lineage: Eukaryota; Metazoa; Arthropoda; Insecta; Thysanoptera; Thripidae
Product: transmembrane emp24 domain-containing protein 5-like
Exons: 1
Coding region: 447-1157 (236 amino acids)
Biological process (GO): endoplasmic reticulum to Golgi vesicle-mediated transport; intracellular protein transport; Golgi organization
Cellular component (GO): COPII-coated ER to Golgi transport vesicle; endoplasmic reticulum-Golgi intermediate compartment; Golgi apparatus
Source: RefSeq, a predicted model, not a curated record